GUACCAUUGGCCUGUCUUUGAUCCGUUCUUACACAUUCUUGGAGUAAAUUCAUCCUUUGCAUGGUCUUUUGGUCUUUCUACCUUUGGUCGAAGCAGUGGCAGCUGACUGAGAGAAAAUGAUCGACUACGAGCGACCCUCUCUAUUAAGCUGUGGAGCAGGAGGGAGGGGUGUACUGGUACCCCAGCUCUCGGCGCACACACAAACAACUAUGCCUCAGAGAUACUCCCAUCAGAGGAGGAAAGCCAGCACAGCUGCUGCUCGAAGGAUGGAGAGAAGGCGCAGGGACCAGCAGAAGACCAACAAUAACCCAAACGACAGCCCUAACCAGUGCUCCAAGAAGCUCACCAUGCUCUCCAGGUCCUUAAUUCUAUGUCACUCUAAGACAAACGAUGACUGCCCUGGGUCAGAAGCGAGGGAGGCUGGGGAUGUGUCAGAGGAGAGGAGAAAAUGGAAUUUAGGCUGGAGGACAGACAUGUCCCCUGAGGAUCAAACCGGACACAGAAAUGCAGAAAUUGGACACUGGAGGACUUGGCAAUCAACCCCGCAGACUAGAGGGACAGAGGCAACCAAACAGCUGCAUCAGACCACAACCUUCAGUGAAAAUAAAACAAGACUGCGGAGAACUUUCAGCAUCAAGGAGAGUAGUAUUUGGAGGAUGUGUGUAACCAUAAGGCCGACUGAGGAGGUGUGUGUACCGCAAAUGUCGGAUAACGCCGUCCAGACAGAAGACAAAAAAACUCAUGAGGAGCCAAGGAUGAGUGGCGCGGAUGUUUACAGAGGUUCCAACUUCCUGAGUCCAGACAAACUGGCACCUUUUAACGGACAGUGUCUUACCAGCAGUGCAUGGAUGGAAGUGGAGGGAUUGAGGAGCGUAUACACAUCUUGUAGCGAGACAAUUUCACAGUGUGAAGACUCUCUUCAUUCACAAGCUCUGAGCACAAGCCUGCAGCAUUCAUCCCUUAUUUCCCCGUCAGAUCAACUGUCUUUGUCUGCAUAUAUAGAAGAAGAACUUGCAGCCAACAACAACCACCUCAAGUUGCCAAUUCCAGAGGUAAACGAAGAGACUUGCUGGGAGACAGAAACAUGCCAGCAGUAUCCAGCAGGACAGAUGAGCAGCAAUAAGACACACUCCAAUUCGAACAGUGUUCGUCCUUACUGGAUCGGGGACCUGAACAGCAUCAUCAUGAAGAGCCCUGAGAUGUAUGCCAAUGAGCCGAACAGGAGUGGUCGUUUCUAUGGGAAUAGAAAGUCCCAAUCCCAACAACUUGAUUUUGCACAAAGUUCACUUCAGCAUAGCCGCCCAUCACGUUCUCUCAGCUCUGCGCAGCUGGUCCAUUCCUGCAGUAACACUCAGGCCUUUAUGAUCUGUAACAUUGUGUUGAUGAAGGGCCAUGGCAAGGGUCUGGGUUUCAGCAUCGUCGGCGGGAGGGACAGCAUGUAUGGACCAAUGGGGAUUUAUGUAAAGACCAUUUUCCCUGGUGGGGCAGCAGCAGCUGAUGCACGGCUACAAGAGGGGGAUGAGAUACUGGAGCUCAAUGGGGAGUCACUGCAUGAUUUGAGUCACAAUGAAGCUCUCCACAAGUUCAAACAAAUCAAAAAGGGUGUAUUGAGUCUGGUGGUGAGGACUAGCCUGCGGGUGGGAGCUUUGUGUGGCCAGGCUCAGGUAACUCAGCUGUGCAGAUCACGUUCACUCAGCUCCACCACAGGGAUGGAUGGGAUCAGUGCCGACAUGAGGGACUACGACUAUUUGACUAAAACUUGCGACAACUCUAGAAUGAGUGUUGCUGGGCAGCCUGCUAAACCCAGAGACCGCAUAAUGAUGGACAUCAUCCUGCACAAAGAGGCCGGUGUUGGUCUGGGUAUUGGACUGUGCUGCGUUCCGUCCACUGAUGCCUGUCCUGGAAUUUUCAUCCACACCCUCUCUCCUGGAUCUGUGGCACACAUUGAUGGCAGACUCCGGUGUGGGGAUGAGAUCAUGGAGCUCAAUGACACUGCGGUUUACAACAUGGCACUAAAUGAUGUCUACACAGUCCUGAGUCAAUGCAGUCCAGGUCCAGUCCAUGUUAUUAUCAGUCGACACCCAGACCCCAAAGUAUCAGAACAUCAGCUGAACGAUGCUAUAGCUCAAGCGGUGGAAAACAGCAAACUGAAAAAGGACAAGAGCCAAUGGAGUAUCGAUGGUCUGCGAAGGAUGGAGUCAUGUUCUCACAGUCAGCCAAGAUGCGAGCGUUGUUUGGAAAGAAGCUUUGGUCAGAUCACUGUCCGUCGGGCUCAAAAGUUCAUGACACGCUCCUGCAGUGAUAACACCAACAGCAACUUUCACAACCGCUGUCUCACCACCCGCAACCCCCAUAACACACAUCAUAACCCACCAGCCCGCAUCCAUACCCUGGACACACCCAACUCCAUCAUUACAGAGACACGGUCUGACAACAGACGGUCCGUGCCGGUGUAUCCCGAUGAGGACUACAGUGUUCCUUUUAACUGUCCUGUUGUCAGCCUGUCGAGUCAGCAGACCCUGGAUGAAGCCUUCAGGGACAAUAUGUCCAUCUCCAGACUGUGUGCUGCUCCACAUCGCUACCUCUGCUCUCAAGAUGUGACGGGUGAAGAAUGUUACAAUGGAGACUCCAGUGGUUCCAGUCCGUCCCCAUGUGAAGAUGAUGGAUUGAACACCUCAUUAAAUAUAAACUGCCAGGAAGGAGAACAAAUGAGAAGAACAUCAGAAAGCAGCAAAGAGAACGUCACUUUUGAGGACAAACUCCGCACAGGUGGAUCCGACAGAAAAGCUCUUAGGAGGCAGAAACGCAUUGAACAACAGCUUCAGGAUCCCUGGGUUCGCCUUUCAGACACUUCCCCUGAAGAUCUGCAAGAAGUCAACCACAACCGUCAGCUUCUUCACCACGUUGCAGACGGCACAAAGUCUGUCAGUGUCCACAUCGCACCUGUCAUCAUGAGUACUCAAGAACACACCACAGACAUGACUGCUGAGAAAAAAAUGGAGAUCCUCAGCGCUUUAAGGAUGGGGCCUCCUGUGGCACCAAAACCUGCUUGGUUUCGGCAAAGCCUGAGAAAGAUUCGCCAUGAGCAGGACCGGAAGAAGCAAGAUGAACCUGUCAAGACGAGGCAAGCUGGAGGAUUCUAUAAAAGUUUUAAUGUCAGAUCAGCCUCAUUUGUGGCCAACCGGUCCAUCAAAGACAAGAUACAUUCAUUUGAAAGCUUCUCAAACAGUACAGACAAAGAGGAAAAAAAGAGGCAUGUGGUUUCGUCCAACUCCCUUCAACUCAUGGAUCAAGAGUGGGACAGAAAGAAUGGAAAAAACAAAAAUUACAAUCCAGACAACAUGCUUAAGCGAUCUGCGUCUGAAAAGGGAAUAGAAGGUGCACAGACGUCUGUGCCACCUUCUGCUAGUCUUGAAAGUAGUGAAAAAAAAUUGUUUUCUAAUACAGAGCCUCAAUCCAGCCAGUCUCUUGCAGACUCCCCGUCUUGUCAGGCUAGUACAGAUCAAGAACAUGGGGUGAAAUGUUCAAAUUCAGUUUCAGCGCAGCACACCUUGACCAUCCAAACAUCCAGAGAACUAGAAGGUGCAGAAGUAGAACCAAAUUUACUCAGUGGGUUUGCGGAGGAAAAAGCUUUCUCCACUGCAAGCCUCACCUCUGUGGGAUCCAGCCAUAAUGAAGGGAGAAGUUCUCCAGAAAGAACAGAACAGAAUGCAGCAGAAAACCAAAGAGAACUUGACCUGAACUUGACCAAUCUACCAACAGACAGUACCUCGUAUCAAGACCUAGGGGGAGAGAAUUUUAGUAAAAUCCUUGCCUUUAGUAACCAGGUAUCGCAAGCAUUGAUGCGCACCCUACCAAUUUCCACUGACCAUGGAAACACCAAUCCAGAUCUCCCAGGAUCCACUGUCGCUGAUAUUAUGGACUCUCUGCCAUGUGAUGCUGUUUCAGAUGUCACUGACCCAGGGUUUUCUGUUAGCUUGGCCACAAUCAGAGAAUGUAGCAUUGAGUUUGGACAAACAGGGUGCCAAGAAGUUGCACUUUCUUCUUCUGCUGGUGCUCAGUCAGUCAUCUCGGUCAUCCCGUCACAGGAAAUACAGAUGAUGAUCAGAGAAGUUAGAGCUCUCGACCACAACACACUAAAGCAACUGCAAGACAUCCACGUUGUGAUUCUGCAUAAAGAAGAAGGAGCCGGGCUGGGCUUUAGCAUUGCUGGAGGCUCUGAUCUAGAGAGCAAAGCUCUCAGAGUGCACAAAGUGUUCCCAGGCGGACUGGCCACACAGCAAGGCACCAUCCACAAAGGAGACGAGGUGUUGUCCAUAAACGGCCAGGCGUUGCGUGGCGUUACGCACGCUGCUGCUACUGCAGCUCUGCGUCAGGCACGCACGCUCAAGCUUGCCGUGGUGGUGGUUCGCAAGAGAACAGAAGAGGAAGGCAGAAGCGGUGAUGAGUCCAACCCUGCAAAGAAGGACAAAGGCACAAUACAAAGUGUGGAGCUGGAGAAAGGAGCAGGUGGAGUUGGCUUUACCUUGGAAGGAGGAAAGGCUUCAAUCCAUGGAGAUAGACCAUUAGUCAUCAACAGGAUCUUUAAAGGUGGAGCAGCAGAGCAAAGUGGUCUUCAGUGUGGAGAUGAAGUGUUGCAAGUCCUGGGUACCAGUCUUCAUGAUAUGACUCGCUUUGAGGCUUGGAACGUGAUCAAGGCUUUACCUGAAGGCCCCAUUACAGUACACAUCGGGAGGAAUGAAGAUGCCAAAAGCACGAAACACGACUUUGUUGCACCUUUGUCAACAGACUAGGUAUCAUCCAUUUAUCAUCUUGGGGCGGCAGCGACUCGGGAAGGUCUUCCGGUCACUGGAGAGUUGGUGAUUGGCGAAGCCAGCACUGGUGUUUAAGUCUUAAAUACGUGUUUGCCGUAUGAAUGUGAACAAGUGGUUGGCAUUAGAGAUGUCUGAUAAAUGCUUUAAAAUGUAAUAUCGGAAAUUAUCGUAUCGGUUUCAAAAAGUAAAAUGUAUGACUUUUUAAAACGCCGCUGUGUACACGGACGUAGGCAGAAGUACAGAGCACCAAUUAACCCUAAAGGCACUGCUUUUGCGUGCCGGCCCAGUCACAUAAUAUCUACGGCUUUUCACACACACAAGUGAAUGCAAGGCAUACUUGGUCAACAGCCAUACAGGUCACACUGAGGGUGGCCGUAUAAACAACUUUAACACUGUUACAAAUAUGCGCCACACUGUGAACCCACACCAAACAAGAAUGACAAACACAUUUCGGGAGAACAUCCGCACCGUAACACAACAGAACAAAUACCCAGAACCCCUUGAAGCACUAACUCUUCCGGGACGCUACAAUUUACACUCCCCGCUACCCCCCCACCUCAACCCCGCCCACCUCAACCUCCUCAUGCUCUCUCAGGGAGAGCAUGUCCCAAAUUCCAAGCUACUGUUUUGAGGCAUGUUAAAAAACAACAACUUUGUGACUUCAAUAAUAAAUAUGGCAGUGCCAUGUUGGCAUUUUUUUCCAUAACUUGAGUUGAUUUAUUUUGGAAAACCUUGUUACAUUGUUUAAUGCAUCCAGCGGGGCAUCACCACAAAAUUAGGCACAAUAAUAUGUUAAUUCCACGACUGUAUGUAUCGGUAUCUGUUGAUAUCGGAAUUGGUAAUUAAAACUUGGACAAUAUCGGAAUAUCGGAUAUCGGCAAAAAAGCCGUUAUCGGACAUCUCUAGUUGGCAUAUGAUUAUACGUAAUUGGUGUAGAAAUGUGAAUUAAUGUAUGAUGGUGGUUGGAGCCAUUGGUUCAAGUUGGCAGCCAGUCUAAUCCAUAAGAGCUGUGGCCACAAAUAUAAAUGAUCAUCAGCAGUGUGUGAAUGUAGAUUGAACAAGUAAUAGUUUCAGUGAAAAGUGAUUUGGGUGUCUGGCAAUGCGUUUUAUAAAUCCAAUCAUUUAUUAAUGGGCAACGUGUAACAUAGUGACAGUUCGGUUUGUUCCUCCGUUUUAAAGUCACGUUUUCGUUCAUUUUGCGUACAAUAAAGAAACAAAAAGCAAAAUGACUCAGCUUUUAAGAGGACCUUUGAGUAUUUUCCACUUUUAAUGUUGAUUAUACUUGUGUGAUACAAUCCCGAAGGAUCAAAUCAUAAGAUUUGUGCAGUUGGGCGUGAGCUUAUGCGCAGUUUUGGAUGCCUCUAAAUGCUGUUUUUCCCUUUUUUUUGUUUAACAGGGGACAAUUUGUGUUGUCAGUGUGACAGACACACUUAUGUGGGCCUUCUAUUACAUGCUCUCUGAUAGGCCACUUCUCUCUGCUCUGCACCAGACUUUUGGCUGCAGCCUGUAGCCCCCCGUCUCAUUCCUUCCUGCCUGCUCCCUACUUUCGUGUUUAUUGUCCACAGCAUUUUACACAGGACUGUUUUGUCAACAUGGGUCGAUACAAAGUUGGAUUAAAAUGCUGCAGAAAAACGGCGA
Molecule: messenger RNA, 6452 nt
Organism: Nerophis lumbriciformis (worm pipefish)
Lineage: Eukaryota; Metazoa; Chordata; Actinopteri; Syngnathiformes; Syngnathidae
Gene: il16
Product: interleukin 16
Biological process (GO): induction of positive chemotaxis; leukocyte chemotaxis
Molecular function (GO): cytokine activity; CD4 receptor binding
Source: RefSeq, a predicted model, not a curated record